Messenger RNA from Penicillium diatomitis, 1257 nucleotides. RefSeq names its product transcription initiation factor IIA large subunit. Gene Ontology annotation, cellular component: transcription factor TFIIA complex. Gene Ontology annotation, biological process: transcription initiation at RNA polymerase II promoter; transcription by RNA polymerase II. The record is from RefSeq and is a predicted model, not a curated record. The transcript is spliced from 5 exons. The coding region runs from base 1 to 1257 and encodes 418 amino acids. Lineage: Eukaryota; Fungi; Ascomycota; Eurotiomycetes; Eurotiales; Aspergillaceae.
AUGUCGAAUCAACAAGUGGGUGCGGUUUUCGAGAAGGUGAUCAAAGAUGUCUGCGAGAACUCCCAGGUCGACUUUGAGGAAAGCGGAGUGGAUCAGAAGACGUUGCUGGAUUUGCGUGAGACCUGGCAAAAGAAACUGUCAUCAGUGAAUGUCGCCCACUUUCCAUGGGAUCCCCCAGUUCAACCGGUUGCGCAAGCUCCUCUACCUCCACAGGCUACUGUUCCAUCCAACGCUCCCCGUCCACCACCACCAUCCCAGCCGCAGCACCAACCUCAGCCGCAGCAUCAUCAACCACAACAACAACAACAACAACAACAACAACAACAGCAGCAGCAGCAGCAGCAGCAGCAGCCACAACAACCACAACAUCAGCAGCAUGUUCCCCCACCUGUCUCAAUGGCUCAGCAGACUCCGAUCCCGAGUCCAGCCCCAGCCGCCCCGGUCGCUCCUGUUGCGACCGCCCAGAUGAAUGCGCCGAGAGUAAAGACUGAGCCAGGCGCGAGUGGAAUGUCCUCAAUCCCACCAAUGCACCCCAAUAUGUCUGCAAGCACGACGCCCAACCCGCAGAUGGCUCGAGACCGUGCUGCAGCGCAGCUGACCCAGCGGUUUGGUGCAUCCGCUGCGACCUCGGUCAGCCAGCUUCAAUCACAAUCCGCAGGCCAGCAACAAUACACACCGCAGCAUUAUCCAUCAAAUGGGAAUGCGCCUCAGAUUAAGCAGGAGUCUAACCACUCGUCACUUGGAUCUGGCCAGACUGAUGGUGCUGGUGAUGCUUUGUCUGACUGGAAGGCGGAAGUCGCUCGUCGCCGGGAGGCUGCGCAGAACGGACAAGGGGAUCACCUGCUCCGUGAAUACAUCAAGCAUCAAAUGAGUGGCCUUGAAGGUGGUGGCCUACUUCGCCCCCUAGUCGUCGGCUACAAAGGCUCGUCGCUCCGCUCUGGUCGCUCCUCUGCUUCGCGCAAACGCAUCGCCAUCGGCGUCUUCCCUCCCAAAGCGCCCGCCCAAUUCGAUGGCGCAGACGAUGAUCUCAAGGAAGAAGACGAUGAAGAUGCAAUCAACUCGGAUCUUGACGAUCCGGAUGAUCUCGUCGACCAUGAGGCGGAGGCCGAUGAGGCGGAAGGCCAAGUGAUGCUGUGCACCUAUGACAAAGUGCAGCGGGUCAAGAACAAGUGGAAGUGCACCCUGAAAGACGGCAUUUUGACCACGGGUGGAAAAGAAUAUGUUUUCCACAAGGGCCAAGGCGAAUUUGAGUGGUGA